Molecule: messenger RNA, 550 nt
Organism: Myzus persicae (green peach aphid)
Lineage: Eukaryota; Metazoa; Arthropoda; Insecta; Hemiptera; Aphididae
Exons: 3
Molecular function (GO): sequence-specific DNA binding
Source: RefSeq, a predicted model, not a curated record
UAUUCUUUUAUCAUGAUAAUUUCAUUAUAUAUUUUUUUUUAAUUUUAAUUUUGAAUUUAUUGUUGAGACGUGAGUACCUACUGCCUACAAAAGUACAGAUACAUUGUUUCAUGUUUGCAAUUUUAAGUUUAGUACAGUUCUAGUGAAUUCUUGGGUUUUUUUUCUAUUAUAUUAUUAUAAUAUACUAAACAUGCCAAGCUGUAUAACUUGUGGAAGAUCAGUUAGUAAAAGUUCAAAAUCAGCAAAUAUAACUUUUCAUAAGUUUCCAUCUAAAGAAAGUGUUCGAGAAAAAUGGAAUAACUUCUUAUUAGAAAAUGCUGUGAGUCCUGAAAAUGUGCUUAAGACUAGUGUAAUUUGUUCCCUCCAUUUUGAACAGUCGUGUUUUGUGUUGGACAAAAGCAGAAAACUGUUAAAUAAGCAUAGUUAUCCAUCUAUAAUUUUAAAUCGUAUAAAAGGCGCCAAAAAAAUGUGUGAUGAAACUGUAACAAAAUAUCCUAUGACUUAUGAAGCAAAACCAAAUAGUUCUUCAAACAUUUUAAAAUUAGUUAAA